GAGAAGGCCACCGAAAACACUUUCAUGACUAAUUUCGUGAGGCUGUGAAGUGGGUCUGACAUGUCCGCGACUACAGCGAGUGACAGCCGCCGUGACGGCCCUGAAACUGGGGCAAAUCAGCCUCAGGCGACUGUAACGGCGGAAUACUGCGCGAAGUUGCAGCAGUGGAUGUGGCAGUAUUACUGGGGGUAUGCCAGCUGGCAGAGCUGGGUGGCCCUGUCAGCCUUCCCCUUUCCUCCGCCGUGUACUUUCCCUCCGCCGUGGACCAGCGCUCAAACAACGGGUGCACCUGCCUCGACCUCCGGCGGCGGACAGCAGGCGGUCGACACGCGAAGCUGGUACAGCUACCCUUAUCCUCUCAGUUUCCCCGCGUCCUCCUCUCAUCCGGGUGGUGCCCAGACCGAGCAGAGCUCAGCCGCGACCCCGGCCCCCGCCACUGAUGCCCGGCCAGCGCAGCAGCAGAAUGGAAAUCCACCUCAGGCAGGACGAGAGUACACCAUCCCCUCCCCUCUCCAGAGGUUCCUAGCAGAGACAGUGGAUUUCUUUAUCCUGUUUUGUGUGAAGGCCACUAUUGUGCUGUGGAUCAUGCAUCUGAGUGGGAUGAAGGACAUUGCCAAAUUCAUUACCCACUUCAUUGUGGAGGAGAUAGACGAGAACACGUCCAUCGAGGACCUGCAGAAGAUGAUGGCUGUAGCUCUGGUGUACAGGGUGCUGGUGUGUGUCUAUGAGAUAAUCUGUAUUUGGGGUGCUGGUGGUGCCACUCCAGGGAAGUUCCUGCUUGGUUUGCGGGUGGUGACAUGUGACACAUCCACUCUGGUGCGACCCAACCAAGUCUUUGUGGUCCCAGCAUCUAAUGUUUCGCUCUCUGCCUCUACGGUGCGGGCGUUAAAUAAGAACUUCUCCAUUGCCUUCCUCUUUCCUGUCUUCAUCACUCUCCUCUUCUUCCAGCACAACAGGACUGUGUAUGACAUUGUGGCAGGGACCAUUGUUGUCCAACAAAGAGGGGGUAGAUAGCCUCUUCUCCAGCAGCAGACUCUCUUAUAUUUGACGGGGGUAAUGAGUGAUCAGCCCUUGUGUGCUAAGUAUCCUGGAAAUUCAAUUUAAAUCAGUCAGUAAUGACAACAACAGCAACAGCAGAGAAGCAAUGCGUUGGCCCAUUUCUACACUCAAUCAAACUUGGACUUGAAUUGCACUUUAAAUGGGAUUCAUAAGUUUAGGCCUGGUAUGAUCAGCUUUCCAGCUUUUGGUGUAAAGUAUUUAUUGAUUUAUUGAUUUAUUUAUUUUUACCAUUGGAUCAACAAAUAAGCUAUGAGGAGAAAGUAUUGUGAGUUUUUUUUUUUGAUGAUUGCAGUUUAAGUUUAGCUGAAAAGGGUGCUAUUCAAUGUUUCCAGGAUAUCCUUAGACUUCCCCUCGUAUGACGUGAAUCGUCGAACGUGUGUUGUGUCAUGUUUAUUUAUUUUUUGUGGGAAGCUUAAAGCACCUAUGUGUAGGAUUUGAAAACGUUGGUGACCCCUAGUGGCUGUACCAAGAAAAGGCCCUAAGAUGCCUACCAAUUUUCACAGGGACUCUUAUGUUUCCACAAGGACAAACUUGCCAUCAAAAUAUAUACAUUUAUGAAUUCCACACGUAGGGGCUUUAAAGGAGGAUUAAAUAUUAUUAGAUUCUAUAUUUUCUGAAUUUCUUAUACACUUUGUUCUUUUCUUCAGAGUAAUAAAGGUGAAUCGGAUGUUUGGUUUGCUUAUCAUUUCUGUGCUAUAUAGUGCUUAUUCUUAUGAACUCAUAUCGAAGAAAAAUGCCAGGCUUAUUUGUUUCCAUUAUUUGUGCCUAUGGAUAUUUUGAUGAAGAAGUAUUGUUUUGAUAUCUUUCUGCCAUGGUGAAAUGUAACAAACACUAUUCUCCCUUGUAUAUGAGGUUUAAGCACAAGAAACGUUUGCGUUGAAUUUGAAUUUUCUGCUCAUAGUUUCUGUCUUCAGACUUGUAAGUCUUGUGACUCAGGGCAACUGUUUAGCAGAAACAACUGUUUGUCUCAGUUCCCUCACUGAAAAACACUGCUCAUGUUAGAUUUCUACUCACAGUGUGCACAGUGUAAAACCUCCUGUGGUACUAAAGGUUAUUAAUCAUUUAUUCACACGCUACGAUGUUGUUUUAACAGUCCGGUGCAGAGUUUAAGGAAACCUAC
Toxotes jaculatrix (banded archerfish) is the source of this 2179-nucleotide messenger RNA. It is a transcript of the gene fam8a1a, whose product is annotated as family with sequence similarity 8 member A1a. Lineage: Eukaryota; Metazoa; Chordata; Actinopteri; Toxotidae. The transcript has 5 exons. Bases 61 to 1014 code for a protein of 317 amino acids. The record is from RefSeq and is a predicted model, not a curated record.